Sycon ciliatum is the source of this 1984-nucleotide messenger RNA. RefSeq lists its product as uncharacterized. The record is from RefSeq and is a predicted model, not a curated record. NCBI's taxonomy places the organism in Eukaryota, Metazoa, Porifera, Calcarea, Leucosolenida, Sycettidae. Gene Ontology annotation, molecular function: oxidoreductase activity. The coding region runs from base 54 to 1502 and encodes 482 amino acids. The transcript is spliced from 9 exons.
CGCUCUUGGCGGUGAACCUGUGCGGCGAGUACGUGGCUGUCCGACUUACUGAGAUGAGAACCUCGUCGACUGCCAGUGUGAUGUGGAUUGUUCCUUCGCUAACUGUACUGCUUCUUCUUGAAGCUGGGCUGCUCGCCAAAUCUAUUCCCGCACCGAACUGGGAUGGAAAGGACCACUCUGAAAUUCUCAAAGACCUGGUGCUGAACUACGAAGAUCAUACCCGUGACCCACGGGAGAAUACUGAAUGCAGUGCCAAUGCUAGCUACACUGGCCAGUGUAACCUGGACUGCCAGUGUGUGGAUGGCAAGUGGAAAUGCUGUCGACUCAGGAAGAGUGUGAACAACCUAUCUCAGGAAGAAAAAGACCGCUUCAGCCAGGCAUUUUUGACAGCCGCCACCAAUGAGAUCUAUAAACCCGCAAUGACCUCCCUGAUCUGGUCGCAUGCCGUGUUCGCCUGCUACGUAGUGGCCAGAGAGGCGUACAUCUACAAUACCGAAGUGUCUUAUCAUAACCUGAUUGUGUUUGCGCUGGAGAACCUGCUACGCCUGAUAGACUGUCACGUGACUGUGCCGUAUUGGGACAUAUCUAUAGACUACGACAAAAGUUACUUUGAGCAACUGCCAGAAGGAUUUGGGGGAACAGGAGUUCCCCCGGACUACUGCGUAAUGGACGGACCAUUCAGAAAAGAUAACUUCAAAGUGCCAAAGUUCGUGUACAACGGUACUGAACUUCCCUACUCGGACUGCUUGGUGCGGAACGUGUCUUCCACCUUCUACCCUACGUCUAACAUGCAAUUCAGUACGCUGCUAGCUGUGCCUCCGGAGAGUUCGGUGGCGGUGGAAUCAGGAUUAUUUGAAACAUUCGAUGCCAACUUCCAUCUGGCGUUCCGUGGCUCGUUCAAGGGACUCAUCCCAGGCCUGGAUCCACUAUUCUAUAUGAUACACAACUUCAUCAACAAGAUCAUGGCCAAUUACCAGAUGCAAGGCCCCGAGCAUUUAACUGGUGACGGAAGGUGGAGCAAUCACGUCCCACUAUCAACCUUUCCUUGGUUCGACGGAAAGUCCUUCCUCGACUGUCAGAACUUUCCGAACGAAGUCUGUGUCAAAUGGGAUGCCGCGUUGGAUGAGGACCGGGCAGUGCAGAUGAACUACUAUGCCGGACUUGAAGUGCCACGCACGCAUCACAUCGUAGUCCCAUAUGAGACUAUACGGUUGAUGGAUAUUGAUAAGAAGGCUCAGACAGACUUCAAAAAGUUGCUCGCUUUGUUGAAGAAGAAAUACAGCACCUUUUCUUUUGACAGUAACGGAAUACGAGUUGGACCUGGAUGGGAAAAGGAUUUCGAAGCGGGAUUCUUCUCCUUGAAGAAUGACCCCACGCCGAAAAAGUGUCAGGCCUACGAGAAUAUGGACCCGAAUUUUAUACACACGAACAGUUCUUCGUCGCUUGUGGAGCUGGUUUACGGAGAUCCUAAGUCCGGAGUCAAUAACGAUGGGAAACAAUGACCUUGGUCUAGGAUGCUAGAAAUCAACUGAUACUGUGGCCAAUGUUUUGCUGAAUUCCUCUUCAAUAAUCAGUCCUUCCAUUUAUUUGAAAGACGGCGAGGAGAUGACCCCUAUACCCCUCAUUUUGUGUUAACUUUUUUUCCCUUCGUCCCCGUAUGGUGCUUUUUGACCCCAAUAAAAUAUUUUGCUGGGUAGCUAAUACUAGCCAUGCAGCCAUGAUCUUGUGUUUCCGUACACAUAAUUAUGCCAUUGCUUCCAACAAGCUGCUUUCAUUGGAAGAAAAUUGAAGUGUGGCUUGAAGGAGGCAUGAAACCCCGCAAUUGUACAUUUGCAAUAUACUAUGAUCUCGACAUGUCUGUGUCACAUGCACGGACCUCUGAGUCACUCCGCGCGUGCUGGUCAUUGCACAGUGUAGUGGUGUAGUUGCUAUGCAUGACUUGAUAAGUGGUAAAAUGUGGAAAAAGCAAAGUGUCGAACUGUCA